UCACGGACGACCCAGCAGUGCAGAGCAGCAGUGACUCCAGCUCCAGUUCUGGAGGCCCAGAAGUCCAAGAUCAAGGCCAUUUAAGUUUCAGUUGAGGACCCGCUUCCUGGUUUAUAGAUAUCAGCUUCUUCCUAUAUCUUUACAUGGCGUACUUUGACUUUUACGAGGGGCCUUUUGAAUACAACUCCACAAGAUGCCUGGAGCUGAGGCACGAGAUCCUGGAAGUGAAGGUGCUGUCCAUGGUGAAGCAGUCGGAGCUGUUCGACAGGUGGAGGAGCCUCCAGAUGUGCAAAUGGGCGAUGAACAUCUCCGAGGCCAACCAGUUCAAGUCCACUCUGUCCAGGUGCUGCAACGCCCCCUCCUUUCUCUUCACCACCCAGAAGAACACUCCCCUGGGGACGAAGCUCAAGUACGAGGUGGACACGAGCGGCAUCUACCACAUCAACCAGGAGAUCUUCCGCAUGUUCCCCAAGGACAUGCCCUACUACCGGUCGCAGUUUAAGAAGUGUGCGGUGGUGGGCAACGGAGGCAUCCUAAAGAACAGCCGCUGCGGCAGGGAGAUCAACAGCGCCGACUUUGUCUUCCGGUGCAACCUGCCCCCCAUCUCAGAGAAGUACAUGGUGGAUGUGGGGGUGAAGACAGACGUGGUCACCGUGAACCCCAGCAUCAUCACUGAGAGGUUCCACAAGCUGGAGAAGUGGCGGCGGCCCUUCUACCGUGUGCUGCAGGUGUACGAGAACGCGUCCGUGCUGCUGCCCGCCUUCUACAACACGCGCAACACCGACGUGUCCAUCCGCGUCAAGUACGUGCUGGACGACUUCGAGUCGCCGCAGGCCGUCUACUACUUCCACCCGCAGUACUUGGUCAAUGUGUCGCGCUACUGGCUCAGCCUGGGCGUGCGCGCCAAGCGCAUCAGCACCGGCCUCAUCCUGGCCACCGCGGCGCUCGAGCUCUGCGAGGAGGUGCACCUGUUCGGCUUCUGGGCCUUCCCCAUGAACCCGUCGGGCCUCUACAUCACCCACCACUACUACGACAACGUCAAGCCACGCCCCGGCUUCCACGCCAUGCCCUCCGAGAUCUUCACCUUCCUGCACCUGCACAGCCGGGGCAUCCUCCGCGUGCACACGGGCACCUGCAGCUGCUGCUGACGCCCGCCAGGCUGCUGGGCAAACUGGAUGCCCCUAGCCGGGCGGUGUGGGGACCUGGCGUUACCCCCGUCACCCUUCAGUAGUUCAGCUUUGUGCUUGGGUCUCGGGGUAGGGAGGCAGGGACAGGGGCCCAGGCAGAGGCAACUCUGUGCUCAGCCUCCCAGACCUGGCCUCCGCCCUGUGCCUCCACCUGCCCAGAGCUAGCAUGCUGCGGGGCCACAGGAUCGGGGCGCUGGGGGUUGCAAGUAGAUAAAGCACAUUUCCACCCAAUUUUGUCAUCGGAGAGAGCACAAACUGUAGGCCCUCGAUGCAGCUAAAGGAAGCCCUCCAGAGAAUGGAACAGAGGGAGGACACAGGACAUGCGACAGGACACUUGAGCACAAUCAGGAUUUCAUUCAGACUUUUGGGGUCCUGAGUUUUAUAUCAAGGACUUAGCUACGAAUUGCUAUCUAGAACCUCAGAGCUUAGAGGCCAACCCUGUGGCCAGACUUUCCAGUGAAGAAGGAAGGUCUCAGAGGUCCAGGAACUGAACAGACAAGCCACACCACCUGACAUCUGUCAAGUGACACUGAGAGAUCCAACGCAAGGCUUGUGUUAGGAUCUCUUCUGAGGACCCCCACAGCCUUUCAGACACAUCCUCAGACACUCACACACAGUCUUGGUGCCUCCAGGUUCAACCCUGCGUUUGAUCUUUCGAUGAGAAGGAAAUAAACUAGACCAGCCAUUUGCACUACGGUUUCCAAGCCAGUGUUAUCGACUUGAUAAGUGCUUAGCAAUUUGCUUCCUCGUCUGUCUAUUUUCAGCUCCAUUUAAACCAGGAGUUAUUUAUAAAGAUCUGUUCCUCUUAUGUCCCUGAAUACUGCGGAAUCCUGCUGUAUCGUGUUCCUCAGUUGGAACCAUGAGGCUCUGGGCUGGAAAAUGCUGCCUGUCACGCGGUGAGCUUAGUGAAUGGAAGCAAGUCGUGACCUUCAACACCAGCAUCACUGAGGUUUCUGCUGGGAAGGGAGGAUUUCCCACGGUGCACGCCCGGGGCCUUCGUACACAAGGAUCCCCAGGGCCUGAGCUUGGGGAAGUCAGCUGGCCCUAGGCUGAGAGAGGCUCACAAGUCAUUUCACAUCUGAAAUUCAUUCCCUUUGCUUCCCCCUAUGGUGUUUCUGCCAUUAGUACGAUGGUCACCAUUGCUGAAUUGCCUUAGGGCUUAGCUUGGUAGAAUCAUAAAUGUUAGCGCUGGGAGGACUUCAGCCCACCUGCCUGGCCUCUUCUCUCCUUCCUUCCCUCCCUCCCUUUUUUCUGCUCUCCCUUAUUCCCUCCCUCUCUUAAACAUUUCUGAAAAGCCUCUUCUUUGGUCUGUGGGUUGGGCUUGGGAAGAUACGAUGACAAAGAAAGGCAUUACCUCUGUCUUCUGGGGUGGAGGGCAGACCCAGGCCCACGUGCUGGGUGCUCUGAGGAUUAGGAGCAGGGAGAACAUAGCAGGGGGCAGAACCUUCCUUUGGGUCACCUCAGUUUACAGGCAAAGCCACGAGCGCAGUGGUGCCGGGCAGAGGAGAGCGCAGGCUCUGUCCCAGGCCUCCAGGCUUCUGGUCCAGGGCUGCUUUCUUGGCCAGACCUCUUUGUCUUGCUUGUGUUUCCUAUUGGUGGGCUGUUGUGGAGCUCGUGCACCCUGCACAGCAUUGUUCUAGAUGCUGACUCUCACCUGCACCCUGCUCUAGUCUUUACUGAGAAAACCUCAGGCUGCUCUGAGCCUCAGUCUGCUGAUCUGUAAUGUAAGAGAGUAGCCAAGAAGACAAAGUGGGCCCAAACACGUGGUCAUCUGGGAAAGACGACACCAGGACAGUGGGUGGUUGUUGCUUUCUUGAGCUCUGCCUGUUUCUCCCAAGGAAAGAACUUCUGGGAAAGAUUCCAGUUCACUGAGAUUUCCAGCCACUGUUCGUGGUUAAUUGCGCCCAGUUCUCGAAACCACAGAAUGUCAAAACUGAGAGCCGGUUAAAGACCAUUGUGUCCCACUUAAGGAACCAGGCCCAGAACAGGGAUGUGACCUGGGUUGAGUCAUGCCUGGGGCUCUACCGGGUGCCUGCUCUGGACAGAACUCUCUACUGGAAGUGCUCUGGGUAAUAUUUAUGUUCCAGAUGGGGCAGGAGGCUCCGUAGGUCAGACAGCAAGUUUCCCAUAGCCGAGGGGGUUGAGUGGAAUCGGCUCCAGCCAGGGCCCUCCCAGGAGCUGGGCAUGGAGUACCGGGAUCUGUCCCAUGUCAGGUCUGGGACACCUGGCUUGUGGCCGUAUUUCUGCCUGUGGGUCUUAGGGCAAUUCCCUCCUCUCCCUCAGGGUCUCAGUGUCCUCAUGUCUACAGCUAGAAGCUUAGUAAAGACUCUAGGGUCUCUGCAACCUCCAUUUGUUUUCGGAGAUGUUCAUGAUGUAUGGAUCUAAGCCAUAAGUAACAUUUAUUAUUAUAAUAACCAGGAUUUACCAUGCUCCCGUUCUGUGCCAGGCCCUUCAUUACCUCCUGUAACGGUCACGAGACCGCCGUAGGUAAGGAGGCUCCCGCUGUACUGGGGAGGAGGCUCAGGCUCAGAGCAAACCAGGGACUUGCCCGUGCUCAGGCACCCAGUGGAGGGAGCUGCACCUGGGCCUGUAGAAGCCCAAAGCCUGCGCUCCACACUUCCGUCUUGGCUUCCUACCCAGUGCCACCAAGGCUGGAGCAAUAGGGUUCCUGACCACAAUGCUACCGCAGGGUCAUGCUGGGCCCUGCUCUAGCGACAAAUGCUCUGGAGGCUGUCAUGGGUCCGGGAGGCAGUCUCUGCUUGUAAGUGCCUCCCCCCAGCCCUGCCCCUGCAGCAGUGCCGACAUGCCCACAGUGACACUGGAGGGGAACUGGAGGCCAUUUCCAUGUUUUUCAGGAGAAGAGAGAUGCCCAGACACAGGGUACAUGUUAAGUGACAACAUGAGUGACUUACCCAGUGCCAUAUGGCCAGCUAGUGGCUCAGCUGGGACUCACCCAGUCUCCUGGCUUUUGGGACUAUGGUUUUUCUCCUGCAGCCAGUAUUUAUAGGAAAACAUUUCUUCAAAGGCCCAGAGAGACCUGGCAUUGGUGCUGGAAGCCCUCUGCCAUGUUCCCUCACAUCCCUGUUGCCACCCCACCGGGAAGUGCAGACGACCUGUGAAAUUAUUGUCUAAGGGAAAUUGAUUCCCCACAAACAAAACAACCAUCAUGUCUUUGUUUGUGCUAAGCCCACUGCUCCAGGCUUGAACGGCAGCAGGAACAAGCGAAUGACUCCGUGCUUAGCCAAGCAAAAAAAAAAAAAAAAAAAAGGUGGCUCAAGGUCAGAUGCAGCCUCUGAGGCCAUUUCACAAUGCUGGGCGGCAGCUCUGCCCACUAAUCACCUGGUGCCAGAGACAGCCCAGCGCUCACCGCCCUUGACUGCUCGCGUGGGGAGGAUGCAGAGCAGCUCCCAACACUGGGGGGGAGCAGAGUGUUGGCUUCAGCCCGUCACUCCCAACUUAUGGAGUCAAUUGGUGAAUAUGUUAUAUUUAUUGAGUGCCCAUUUGGUGCCAGGCCCUGUGCUAGGUUCCAGGGAAUUGCUUUUUAUUUUUUUUUUAAGAUUAGAGUAACAGGAAAAAGACAUAAAGUUGAGCAAGAAGUCACAGAAUGGUCUCUGUCCCAUUGAGUGACAGUUGCCACUGGUACAAUCCCAGGGCAAUGAUGAAAUCAAGGGUUUUCUCUCAGCACCAGCUACCAAAUCCUAGAGGGAAUUGUGAUGAGCAAAAUGUAGUCCCUGCCCUCCUAGAGGUCUGGUGUGUGGGCAGACGUUAAGUGAGGAAUCCCACAACACACAGGAGCCGGCUGUGCUGAGUGCUGUGGGGUCCGGGCUCAGGGACAGGUAUGGCGGGGGCAGGGCAUGGCCGAAGUUAAUCCUGAAAUCUGAAGGUUGGCAGCGUAAAGAGCGUAACUGGCAGAGCCGUGGGUACUUCUCAGGUCUCAUCCUUGACAUCGGUGUGAAAUUUGCCAGGAUUGCCUCUGGUCUUUUUAAAGGCCUCACAUCCUUUGUUCCCUAACAAGCCAUCUUCCCUCACUUUCCUUGUGUCUCUCUGAAUGCUGCUUCUCAGGCUCCUUUGUUGAUUCAUGUUCCUCGAAGCUUCCUCAGGGUUCUCUGCUCUCACUAGGAGCAUUCCUGCAGAAAUCUCAUCUGUUCACAGCCUUAAGUCUCUCCUGUCCUGGCACCUAAACCCCUUACCUGCAAGCCAGUUCUUCCUAGGGGCAUCAGAAGCAUGGAUGCCUGUAUCAUCUGCACGGCACCCCAAACCCCAACGUGUCCUAAACUGGUCUCGUAUAAAGAAUGAUCUGGGCUCAGAGUCUCCUCCCACUACUUAGUAGCUAUGUGACCUUGGGCGAGCUCUCAAAGCCCCUGGAGGCUCUGAUUCAUCAUCUGAAAUGAGGACAGGACACCAACCUCACCAGCUGUUGCAAGGGCUAAAUGAAAUAGUGUUGCAUGAUGUGUCGCAAGCACCCAGCGCAAACUAGACACUCAGCGCAGGGGGUCUCGGCCCCAAACCUGGGUCACCCUUGCCUCUUCCUUUUCCUUCACUUUUUAGGCCUAUUUGUUCACCAAAUCUUAACAAUUCCAACUCAUAAAACUUCCCUUGAUUCAUUCCCUUUCUGUGUCCCCUCUGCCAAUGCCCUAACCCAGGCCCUUCUGAUUGCUUUCUCUGCGUUCAGAGAAUUACACACUGAAAACACCGUCGUGGCGCCCAUAGCCCGCCUGUACCAUAAAGCUCAUAUUCUUUACCAAGUCAUGCAGGGCAUGUCCCAGGCUGGCUCACUUACCUUCCCAGAGACCCUCCUGCCACCUCCCUGUGCCUGCAUACUAUUUCAGGCACUGUGCCUUUGCACAAGCUGAUUGACAGGGCUGGAGUGGCCCCACACUCCUCUUGGCCUCCCUCCUGCCUCCUAUCUGGCCACAUUUUGCAGGUAAUGUCAGCUCAUGGCCUCUGCAUCCUCCCCUCUGGGAACCUGGGCUGGGCAGUCUUUCCUCUGUGCUUACGCUGUGACUUUCACUGACUUCCGUUAGGACAUCCUCACAGCACACAGCAGCAGUGCCCCGUGUCCUUGGUGGAUGGUCCGUCUUUUGCUCCAGGGAAGGACGACACAGUGUCCAGCCCAUCUUUGUGCACCCAGGGCCUGACACAGAACUGAACGUGGUGGUGGCCGCUCAGCGUAUUUGCUACGGUAACAAGGUCUCUGGCUGUUCAGGAGACCCUGUUAAUAAACUGAGUAACACUUCAGGGAAAUUGUCAACCCAAGAGAAUCCCUAAUUGAUUUUUUUUUUUUUGUCUAACAGUACAUUCUAGGCCGGCAAAGACUCCCCCUGCCUUCCCUGGGGAGCUUGUCUGCGUCGUGGUGCCACGUUAGUUCCAUCACCCAGUCUCUGUCAUCCUCUUUCUGUUUUCCCUCAUUAUCAUCUUCUUGCUCAUCUGCUUUUUGCUGCCUAACCGAUCCUCUUUCUCUAGUUUAAACAAAAGAAGGGAAAGGUUUUCUGUUUGUCUUCUUUUCCGCUUCCUCCCUUCCUCAAAACCAUCCCGAUAUGUCAGGAUCUUGUAUUGCGGUCGCUGCGGUGCAGGCUGGGUAGCAAUAUGCAAGGGAUUUAUCAACAGUGUCUCAAAAACUAGAGGAAAAUGCUUUCCUUUUUGGCUGGGAUGCAGACGAGCUGAGCUUUGCAGAAUGUCUGCUCCAGAUGCCCGGUGGAAGGCAGGAGCUUGGGGUUUUUUCCUUCUCAGGGGGAGGUGACGGUGCCGUUUUUUAGUUCAACACACACCCUUGCCUGGUGUCCCUACAGCAGGAGCACCCCUCUGGGAGGAGGCCAGGCUGCGGAGAGGGUGAUUACACCCUAAGAAAGCAGUGUGUUCUUCAAAGGGCAGCCUGCAGAGCACGUGCAUCAAAGUCACCUGGGUUUGGCCUCAGAACCUGGGGGGAGGAGGGGUCAUGGUUCCUGGGAGUCAUCAUGUGUGAGGUCCCCAGAUCGUCCCCAAGGGGACAGCUGCCUGCGCUUCAGCCUUUGCCGCCAGUUGAGCGGCAAUGUCUGGCUUGAAAUUCAGACCGGAGUCUUGAGUGGGAAAAGAAUGGAAACAGGAAUUUGGCAUACAACCCAACUUCUGUGCUGUCUAUAAAUAUAAAAUAGAACCCACUAUUAAACUGGCAACAAGAAUCCAACGCUCAGGAAUCCGUAACAUUUACAAAAUCUGUUUUGUUCUAGCACUCACAAAGAUUUCUCUCUUUUUAAAUUUUUAAUUAUGCUAGAUUAUACAUAACAUAAAACUUACCAUCGUAACCACCUUUAGGUGUACAGUUCAGGAGUAUUAAGUACAUUCCUCUUGUUGUGCAUACAGUCUCUGGAACUGUUUUCAUCUUGCAAAACAAAAACUUUAAACCUAUUGAAUGACAAUUUCUUAUUUCUCCCUUUCCCAGCCUCUGGCAACCACCGUUCUGCUUUCUGUCUCUAGGUCCCGCACAGAAGUGGAUCCAUACAAUAUUUGUCUUUUUGUGACUGGCUCAUUUCACGUAGCAUAAUGCACCGCUCAGGUACAAGCUGCUUUCAAAUGGCAUUAACAGUGUUCAGCAUCCCUAUAGCAGAAUUCUGAUUUUCGUUUUUGCCUUGAGCAGUUGUUCGGGGCCCUCAGUGGGUCCCUGACUUCUGGAGAUCUUGGCUCUUUGGCGAGGGUGAGGGCAGGCCUGGCCUUGCUUUGCCAGCUGGGCUUAGCUGUCCUAGCCAGCCAUGUUCUGAGAGACAGUGGCCUUGCCAAUCUUGUAUAAGUCUUUAGAUAUUUCCCCCUUUCACAGUCUCUUCUGUGAAACGUUUAUUUUUCAUUUCAAAGAAAAAAAAUAUACACUACCAUGACUUAGCUCUUGGCCACAAAAGCCAGAAAUUAGUGACUCUCUUUAGUUGGAGAUGGUUCCCUUGGCAACAAAGUCUCUCAUUUCCUUCAACUAAAAGAUCUGCUCUGCUUUGGGGUAAACGUUUUAUUUCUUCUAGAAUUGUAGUUCUCAACCCUGUGUGUUCAUUAGGAUCACCUGGAGGUCUUUGUAAACUAAUCCCAAGCAAGGUCCCCACCUUCCCAGAAAAUAGGCUUCAGCUGGCCUGGGCGUAGGGCCCAGUGUCCUUAUUUUAAAAGGUCAUCUUAAGUGGUUCUGUCACACCGUAGCUGGGAGCCAUCACCCUGAGGCAGACAGUCUGUGCCUUGGCUGCACAAGGGAGCCAUACUCAUGGGACCCCCACCCCUAGGCAUUAAGUCAGCUGGUCUGAGAUGUGGCCUGGGUUAUCAGGUUUUUCAAACUCUCCAGAAGUUUCUAAUAUGCAGCCGAGGUUGAGAUGUACCAUCCUGGGUCUUCAGCUCUCAAAUUUGAGCCUGCGUCAGGAUCACUUGGAGAGCUCCUUAGUUAUGGGCCCUACCCCAGGGUUUCUGAUUUGGUAAGGGAUGGGGCAGAGCCUCUUUUAACAAGUUCCCAGGUGCUGCUGCUGCUGGGCCAGGGUCUGCACUUUGAGGUCACUACUCUAGAUGGCCUUUUAACUAGACUUGCCCACCGCAUUCUGCUUCCUGAUUGGGGGGUUGGUGGACCCCUCCCUCCUCCAAUCUGCUUCAAGCCUGAGACUUCUUAAAGAUACCAGCUUUUCUUUUUCUGAACGUUUUAAACAUUUAAAUAAACAUUAUGAAAUAUUUUUAAAGCAAAGUCAUGUAGAUUUCUUCUCCCAGGGUUAGGAGGUUCAGAAGAUUCCUGAAUUAAGAAUUUAUCUGUGCCUAGGACUAGGAUGCAUUUUGUGAUCUGAGCUAAGGGGUUGGUAUCUCUGGAGUUUGGGACCAGCCUGUGCCAGGGGAGUGUCACUCUGUGACUUGUGAUGGAGUGGGACCUGAGUGCCGCACCGACACCCUCUAGCACAGGAAGACCAACCUGGCCCAGCUGCGUGAAAGCCUGGCCUUCUGACACAGCUGCAGCACUCUGCCCACCCACCACACCUGUGCACACGAAACACAGAAGGUGACAUUGAGGAAGCAUCCCCCAGCAAGAGGGGCUGCCGUGACCCCAAGGGGUAGGGUUCACGCCCACUUUAUCAUGCUCUUUCUUUUCUGCGGCCCUUGGGAAAAGGCUUGAGUUGAAACCAGCUAGUUAGGACCUGGUAUCUGCCUCGAUCUCUUCUCCCUCCUCCAAGUGGCUCCCAGCAGGGAGGUCCCUAGCGAGAACCUCAAUCCCCUGGCACCUCAGAAUUCCACAUUCAGCCACAAAGUUGACAAGAACCCUUGAAGAUCUUGAAGACUUAUUAAAGGAGCAAAUGGUUACUACUUCAUUGAAUCAAGGUGAAAACACACCUUACUUCUCAGGAACGAAGCCAGCAAGUUCACACGGCCCCCAGGUACCUGAAACUCAGGUGAAAGAAAAUUAAUUAGUUUUGAGCCCCUGAAAUAGAUGCUCUAAAGCUGUGUAAGAAAGGUCAAACACUUCACUAACAGCAAAUACCUCGUGGCAUUGACUUUCAUUUUAAAUUAAGUUCUAGUGAACUUGACUUUGGUUUCUAAUAAUAAAGCAAAGCAAGAGACUGAUAACAGGUGCCAGAUAGAGCAAGAAGUGGCAACUAAUAGCCUAAUCAUGCUAGUAUUAAGAAGACCAAAACUAUAAUAUAUGUCUCAGAAGCCUGAGGUCGUUGUAGGGUGGGAUGGGGCAAAUAUGUCAUAGUAACCCCGAGGGCAACAAGGCCUUUCAGCUCAGAUCACCCUGUGACAUCCGCAGUGUGCAGGGGUACAGGAAUGUUAAAUGUUUGAUAGACUACCUGUAGGAAGGCGGGGAAGCAUAUUAUCCACUUUAGAAUUAGUUCCAUUCCCAAACACUUAAAACCCACUCACAAAAGUCUUGGUGCUUAAGAGAUAAACCCUCGGUUAUGUUGACAUUUGUGGAAGUGAAGUGGUUCAUCAACGGAUGGUGCAGGAUGGACGAGAUGGGCAAACUCACUGUUUUGUACUUAAUGUUUUCUCUCUGACAUUGGCAACGCUCUCCUGCUGCCUGUCUCCUAAGAAUAAAGGACAGUGUGUGUGUUGGGGGUGACAAGCCCCUUCCCCCUUCCCACCUCAAAGGGGCCUCACAGCAUGGCUGAUGGUGUGGCCAGGACACCCUCCUUCUCAUCUGAUUCUGUCCUUGUGCACGGGAGGGGUUGGGACCAUGGCUGGGGCUGGGCUGGCUCUAUAAGGACUCAGGCCUGGGUUUAUCUGUGAAUUUAAGAAUAUGACCCCCCCCCCACAGGUGAAUGUUUCUACUUUCUAAACACCAUCACCAUCCAUUUUCUCAUGGGACUUUGCUGUGUCCCUGUGAGGAGGACAGGGCAGAUAGCAGCCACGCUCCUUGACUGAGGCCCAGAAAGAUGGCAGUAGUGUGUCCCAGGUCCCCAGCUAAGGAUGGGUGGUGGAGGGCCCAUGUUGGGGCCCAAACUUCCCCCAGGCAGAGGGGCUGGAGGGCGGGGCAGUGGCAGUGUCCCUCUCUUGCCACCCGAGGCACUUUCUUCUCCCCUCUGAGGUUGUCGGGCUGGUGUGGCAUCUGCUGCAGGCCUGGGCUUGACCUUGGCCUCACGCCCUGCCCAGCAUCUGUGUGGAGGGGCCUGGCUGGUUUUCAUUUUGCUUUGGGGCCAAACCCAGCAGCCUUGGGCGGGAGGCCAAGUGGGGCAGGAGGGGAGGCCGUGGGACUUGGCAGAGUCAUGCAAGGCCACAGGCCUGAGCAAAGCAGGAGUGGGGGGUGGGGUUAACCCUGCUGCUAUGGCCAUUUGGGAGGUGGCUGGUGGGGUCCCCCCCAAGUGGCAGCCCUGCUAGUGCCCCUGGAGUCCAGUCUCCUAUACCCGUCCCCAGUGGGACACUUGGCCCUCCCAGUGACUGGCUCAGCAAGUCCCUGUGCUCCAGAUUGCCCUGAGGGGCAGCCGGUCCCCCGGGGCCUCCCACACGCUGCACCCAUGAUGUCGGUGUGCGGCAGGGGCUGGGCGGCCUGCAGAUUCCCGUUCUGGACCGGGCCAGCCUCCCUUCAGGGAGCUGUAACUUUUCUUCAGUGCUGAGUUGCCUGAACUGUGAAACUCGUGUAUGUGUCUAUGUAUUUUCUAAAGAUUACCACUUUGUCUCAGCAAGCAUGCAAUAGAUUGUUCAAUGGUACGGUUUGGAGUCAGUCCCAUGCCACCUCCCACCCAAAAUACCACCAGGACAGACACUGGUGUCAGCAGAGGAGCUGUGGACACCUCUUGUCCUGGAGCCAGGUGCACACUGCCUGCUCUGGAGUGUAGCUUCAGCCCAGGUGUGACAUCAGAUUCCCGGAGCAGGGGUCCUGCUCAGGGGCUCACAUGAAGGCAGACACAAGAGACUGUCCCUGAGGGAUUGGUGGCACUGACUCACCCCUGGGCGGCCUCCAGCAUGUGAAGACAAAGUACCGCCACGUACGUGGCCUCUGUCGUUCCUCCCUUGUACUCUCUGCAGGAGCUGAGUCCGCCGUGCAGAACACCCCGCAGAGCCUUUCCACGGGAGGAGAAAGGGAGGCCCACGACGUCCUUUGCUGGGACCUGUCUGAAAGGCCCCUCCUUGCUCUGCUGAUUAACUCCCUCCCCUGCCCGGGACAGAAAGGCUGUGCCAUUCUGAGAGUUCAGGGAGGUAGGGCUGCAGCCCUGGUCUUGUCCUGAUGCAAAUUUUGUUCUGGGAGCAGUGAGUGGUUCAUACCAACUCCUGCAGCAUAAUUCCAGCUUGUGUGUGGCUGUCCUUGAGCAGCGAUUCUGAAGUGACGUCUGUGACGCUAUGCCUGAAAACAUAAUCAGGGUACUUUGUAUCUGUCACUGUGUUUGAAAGGCCCUCAAUUUCUAUCUAAUAAAGCCAGCUGAAUGGUUCAUCUAGCAAAGACUCUUUGGCCAUGGCUGUGUGUGCGCGCACCUGUAUGUGUUUGGGGAAGGGGCUAGACUGGGCAGACAGUAGCACAGCCCAGCAUGGGGAGGUUGCCAGGUAUUUUGAAGACCCCACCCUGGGCACACCUGUGGGCAGUGUCAGGGACACAGGAGAAUCAGGAAGCCUGUUGGCGUGUGGCAGAAGUAGUCACCUAACUCAAGGAGUAGGUGGGCUCACAGGAAGGGCUCGGAGCCCAGAUCAAGAUGGAGUGGAACUGAGCUGGUGUACAAGGGCGCGUGAGGACGUGGAGAGGGGACCCUGGGGCUUAGCGGAAGGAGGGAGUGUCGCUGAGGGCCGCAGCUGCCUGCCGCAGGUGGGGUUGAGAUGCGAUCAUAAUUGGAAACAGACUCCACGGCUGAGCAGACCUGCCCCUCUCUAAGCACAGCUUCUCAUCAAGGUCCAGAGUCACAUUGCAGGCAUUUGAGCACUAAUUAUCCUCUUACAGAAAACAAAAAUAAAAACUUCUUUCAGUGCCAAUCCUCUUGAGUAUAUUUAAAACA
Molecule: messenger RNA, 12589 nt
Organism: Microcebus murinus (gray mouse lemur)
Lineage: Eukaryota; Metazoa; Chordata; Mammalia; Primates; Cheirogaleidae
Source: RefSeq, a predicted model, not a curated record